AUGGCCUUUUCCCAGCAGAGCCUCGGAGACAUAUUGCAUUUGAACGUGGGCGGCAAGAGAUUCACCACAUCGAGACAAACGCUCUCUCUAAUACCCGACACCUUUUUCACAGCUCUCCUAAGCGGCCGGAUAUCCAGCCUGCGCGACGAGAAGGGGGCCAUUUUCAUCGACAGAGACCCCAAAUUCUUUUCGAUCAUCCUAAACUACCUGCGAACGAGAGAAAUAGACUUGCAGGGCGUCGAGAUACGCGCCCUGCGACACGAGGCCGAGUACUACAACGUGGCGCCGCUGGUAAGGAGGCUCUUACUAUGCGAGGAACUGGCCCAGCCGACCUGCGGCGACAUUUUAUUCUACGGGGCCCUUUCGCCGCCCUGCAUACCGGCCCAGGCUUUCCAAUCGACCGAAUCUAUUCCUAGGGGAACCGGCAGGCUCCCCGAAGGGCAGGUGGAGUUACCUGAAAACAGCAAUCAUCCUGCGAUCGCCAGACCGCAAGGACACUCCAGGAACUCAUCGUUAGAGCUACGAUUAGGCGUAUCGAACAGCUACAGCAGGAGCUCGCAGGAUUUGCGAGGCCUGCCGGGCCGAGGCCAUUCGAGGGCGGCCUCGCUGGAUUUGAGGCACACGAGAAACUCCUCGGCCGAUUUGAACAAGCUGAUUCGCAACGACAUCGGUCUGAUCUUCGGGAUGACCAGCACCUGUUGGGCGGAUCCGCUUCGGGUGCAAAUCAUCAAGGCCCAUCACAAUUGGAUCGUCGUGUCGUACGCCCAUUUCGUGGUGUGCUACAGAUUGAAGGAUUCCAGCGGGUGGCAGUUGGUGUUUACCAGCCCGUACAUCGACAAUCAAAUCGAACGGAUCGCCGUCAACGCCAAGAUGGGCGCCUCGGAGACCUCCAAAAUGGUGGCCAUAUCGUACGGCAGCCAGGUGAGGCUGUGGGGCAUCUCCGAUAUGGGCCAACGAACGAACGUGGGCACCUUCAAUCUGCACGUGAGAGUCGAGUACUUGUUCUUCAUCGGUAGCCAAUUGGUGGCCUUGUCCCCGUCGGGGAAAUUGGGCGUGUGGCACGCCAUGACGCAGCAAUGGCAAACGCAAGACGUGAUGCCCAUAGCUUCGUUCGAUACGGCCGGUUCGAUACUGUUGCUAGGCUGCAACAACGGCUGCAUUUACUACAUAGACAUGCAGAAAUUCCCGUUGAGAAUGAAAGACAACGAUUUGCUGGUGACCGAAUUGUACAAAGACCCCAACGGCGAGCCGGUCACGGCCAUAUCCGUCUACUUGACGCCCAAAACGAACAUCUGCGGUAACUGGAUAGAAAUAGCGUACGGUACCACAUCGGGAGCGGUCAGAUUGAUCGUGCAACAUCCGGAGACCGUCGGUCACGGGCCCCAAUUGUUCCAAACGUUCACCGUGCACCAGAGCAAAGUGGUGAAAGUAACGCUGUCGGAGAAGUACCUGGUGUCCGUGUGUUCGGAGUACAAUCACGUUAGAAGUUGGAGGGUGACCAGGUUCAGGGGAAUGCUGUCGACGCAGCCGGGCUCGACGCCGGAGGCUUCGUUCAAAAUCGUGGCGCUGGAAACGAUAGAACCGUCCACGUGCGUCAAUUACGGAGCUGCGGUGGAUUGCGGGCCGUUCGGAGAGCAGGACGACGAGCAGGUGUUUGUACAGAAAGUGGUGCCCGAUUCCGAUCAGAUAUUCGUCAGAUUGGCCAGCAACGGGAAGAGAAUAUGCGUGAUAAAAUCGAUCGACGGCAGUACGGUGACGGCUUUCUACGUGCACGAAUGCGAGGGCUCCAGUCGAAUGGGAUCGAGGCCGAGGAGGUUCAUUUUCACGGGGCAUUCGAACGGGUCCAUUCAAAUGUGGGAUCUCACAACGGCGCUGGAGUUGUGCUACGAUGGGGCCCGGUCGAACGGGGGGCCCAGUACGGAGGAGUUGUUGCUGAUGUUGGAUCAGUGCGAUAUAAGCAACAGUUUGAAUUCGACGCCUUGCAUGUCUCCGUGCCCCUACGGGGCGGCCGCGUUGCGGUUGAAAUCGAGCAACGUGGCCUUUUUGAAUCAACAGUUGCACGCGGAUAACGAGAAGGCUACUAAUUCUUCGUAG
Molecule: messenger RNA, 2094 nt
Organism: Phyllotreta striolata
Lineage: Eukaryota; Metazoa; Arthropoda; Insecta; Coleoptera; Chrysomelidae
Source: the annotation of a GenBank genome assembly